AUGCCCCAGGCUUCUGAGCACCGCCUGGGACGGACCCGAGAGCCACCUCUUAAUAUCCAGCCCCGAGUGGGAUCCAAGCUACCAUUUGCUCCCCGGGCCCGGAGCAAGGAGCGCCGAAAUCCAGCCCCUGGGCCAAAUCCCUUGUUACGACCUCUGCCUCCUAGGCCAGGUCCCCCUGAGGAACGGCUCAAGAAACUGGAGCUGGGACGGGGACGGACCUCAGGCCCUCGUCCCAGCGGCCCACUUCGGGCAGAUCAUGGAGUUCCCCUGCCUGGCUCACCACCCCCAACUGUGGCUCUGCCUCUCCCAUCCAGGACCAACCUAACCCGUUCCAAGUCUGUGAGCAGUGGUGACUUGCGUCCAAUGGGGAUUGCCUUGGGAGGGCACCGUGGCACUGGAGAGCUAGGGGCUGCACUGAGUCGCUUGGCUCUUCGGCCUGAGCCACCCCCUUUGAGACGCAGCACCUCUCUCCGCCGCCUCGGGGGCUUUCCUGGGCCACCCACUUUGUUCAGCAUACGGACAGAGCCCCCUACUCCCCAUGGCUCCUUCCACGUGAUAUCUGCCCGGCCCUCUGAACCUUUCUACUCCGAUGACAAGAUGGCUCAUCACACACUGCUUCUGGGCUCUGGUCACGUUGGCCUCCGCAAUCUGGGGAACACGUGCUUCCUGAACGCUGUGCUACAGUGUCUGAGCAGCACCCGGCCUCUUCGGGACUUCUGUCUGCGAAGGGACUUCCGUCAAGAGGUGCCUGGAGGGGGCCGAGCCCAGGAGCUCACUGAAGCCUUUGCAGAUGUGAUUGGUGCCCUGUGGCACCCUGAUUCCUGUGAAGCUGUGAAUCCUACUCGAUUCCGAGCUGUCUUCCAGAAAUACGUUCCCUCCUUCUCUGGAUACAGCCAGCAGGAUGCGCAAGAGUUUCUGAAGCUCCUCAUGGAGCGGCUACACCUCGAAAUCAACCGCCGAGGCCGCCGGGCUCCACCAAUCCUGGCCAGUAGUCCUGUUCCCCCCCCACCCCGCCUCGGAGGGGCUCUGCUAGAAGAACCUGAGUUAAGCGAUGACGAUCGAGCCAACCUAAUGUGGAAGCGUUACCUGGAAAGAGAGGACAGCAAGAUUGUGGACCUGUUUGUGGGCCAGUUGAAAAGUUGUCUCAAGUGCCAGGCCUGUGGGUAUCGCUCCACGACCUUCGAGGUUUUCUGUGACCUGUCCCUGCCCAUCCCCAAGAAAGGAUUUGCUGGGGGCAAGGUGUCUCUGCGAGAUUGUUUCAACCUUUUCACCAAGGAAGAAGAGCUAGAAUCGGAGAAUGCCCCAGUGUGUGACCGAUGUCGGCAGAAAACACGAAGUACCAAAAAGUUGACAGUACAAAGAUUCCCCCGAAUUCUCGUGCUCCAUCUUAAUCGAUUUUCUGCCUCCCGAGGCUCCAUCAAGAAGAGUUCAGUAGGUGUAGACUUCCCACUGCAGCGACUGAGCCUAGGGGACUUCGCCAGCGACAAAGCCGGUGACCCCGUGUACCAGCUGUAUGCCCUUUGCAACCACUCGGGCAGCGUCCACUACGGCCACUACACAGCCCUAUGCCGGUGCCAGACUGGCUGGCAUGUCUACAAUGACUCUCGUGUCUCCCCUGUCAGUGAAAACCAGGUGGCAUCCAGUGAGGGCUACGUGCUGUUCUACCAACUGAUGCAGGAGCCGCCCCGGUGCCUGUGA
This is a messenger RNA of Rangifer tarandus platyrhynchus (Svalbard reindeer), 1698 nucleotides long. The record is from the annotation of a GenBank genome assembly. NCBI's taxonomy places the organism in Eukaryota, Metazoa, Chordata, Mammalia, Artiodactyla, Cervidae.